Molecule: messenger RNA, 2704 nt
Organism: Nomascus leucogenys (northern white-cheeked gibbon)
Lineage: Eukaryota; Metazoa; Chordata; Mammalia; Primates; Hylobatidae
Gene: DNTTIP2
Product: deoxynucleotidyltransferase terminal interacting protein 2
Biological process (GO): RNA processing
Cellular component (GO): nucleolus
Molecular function (GO): RNA binding
Source: RefSeq, a predicted model, not a curated record
CCGGAGCGCCAGGGAAGAGGGAAGUCGUGGUGGUCGCGGGGGAGCCGGAAAGAUGGUGGUUACCAGGUCUGCACGGGCUAAGGCCAGCAUCCAAGCCGCGUCGGCUGAAAGUUCCGGGCAAAAGAGUUCUGCUGCUAAUGGGAUUCAAGCGCAUCCGGAAAGUAGUACUGGAUCUGAUGCCCAAACUGCUGAAUCACAGACCACUGGGAAACAAAGUUUAAUCCCUAGAACUCCUAAAGCUAGAAAGAGGAAGAGCAGAACUACAGGCUCACUACCAAAGGGGACCGAACCAUCUACGGAUGGAGAGACCUCUGAGGCAGAGUCAAAUUAUUCUGUGUCUGAGCACCAUGAUACCAUUUUAAGGGUAACUAGGAGAAGGCAGAUCUUAAUUGCAUGCUCCCCAGUGUCCAGUGUUAGGAAAAAGCCGAAAGUAACUCCAACAAAGGAGUCUUACACUGAAGAAAUAGUCUCUGAAGCAGAAUCUCAUGUUUCAGGUAUUUCUAGAAUUGUGCUUCCCACAGAAAAAACGACAGGAGCCAGAAGAAGUAAGGCUAAAUCUCUGACAGAUCCAAGCCAAGAAUCUCAUAUAGAAGCUAUAUCUGAUGCUGAGACAUCAAGCUCAGACAUUUCAUUCUCUGGAAUUGCAAUUAGAAAAACCAGGAGUAUGCAGAGGAAAUUAAAGGCACAAACUGAAAAGAAAGGUAGUAAGAUUGUACCAGGAAAUGAGAAACAGAUCGUGGGUACACCUGUGAAUUCAGAGGAUUCAGAUACCAGACAAACUUCCCAUUUACAAGCAAGAUCUCUUUCUGAGAUAAAUAAGCCAAAUUUCUAUAAUAAUGACUUUGAUGAUGAUUUCUCCCACAGAAGUUCAGAAAAUAUAUUAACAGUGCAAGAACAGGCCAAUGUUGAAUCUCUUAAAGAAACAAAACAGAAUUGUAAGGAUUUGGAUGAAGAUGCCAAUGGAAUAACAGAUGAGGGGAAAGAAAUUAAUGAGAAAAGUUCUCAGCUGAAGAAUCUUUCUGAACUUCAGGACACUAGCCUUCAACAGUUAGUUUCUCAGAGACAUUCAACCCCCCAAAAUAAAAAUGCUGUAUCAGUGCACUCUAAUCUGAACUCUGAGGCUGUAAUGAAAUCAUUAACUCAGACAUUUGCAACUGUGGAAGUAGGCAGAUGGAAUAACAAGAAAAAGAGCCCCAUAAAAGCAAGUGACUUGACAAAGUUUGGUGAUUGUGGUGGUAGUGAUGAUGAAGAAGAGUCCACAGUUAUAAGUGUCAGUGAAGACAUGAACGGUGAAGGGAAUGUAGAUUUUGAAUGUGAUACCAAACUAUACACGUCUGCGCCCAGCACAUCUCAGGGUAAAGAUAAUUCUGUCUUAUUAGUUCUCAGCAGUGAUGAAAGCCAACAGUCUGAAAACAGUGAGAAUGAAGAGGAUACUUUAUGUUUUGUUGAAAAUAGUGGCCAAAGGGAGUCAUUAAGUGGAGACACAGGAAGUCUGUCAUGUGACAAUGCAUUGUUUGUAAUUGACACAACUCCUGGAAUGAGUGCUGAUAAAAAUUUUUACUUGGAAGAGGAAGACAAGGCAAGUGAGGUUGCCAUUGAGGAAGAAAAAGAAGAGGAAGAGGAUGAAAAAAGUGAAGAGUCAUCAGACCACGACAAAAAUGAAGAUGAGUUUAGUGAUGAAGAAGACUUACUAAAUAGCACAAAGGCUAAACUUCUAAAGUUGACAAGCAGCAGCAUAGACCCUGGUCUGAGUAUCAAGCAGUUGGGUGGUUUGUAUAUUAAUUUCAAUGCAGAUAAACUACAGUCUAACAAGAGAACCCUAACACAGAUCAAGGAGAAAAAGAAAAAUGAGCUUCUGCAGAAAGCCGUCAUUACACCUGAUUUUGAGAAAAACCACUGUGUUCCACCAUAUAGUGAAUCAAAGUAUCAACUUCAGAAAAAACGCAGAAAAGAACGACAAAAAACAGCAGGGGAUGGCUGGUUUGGUAUGAAAGCUCCUGAAAUGACAAAUGAACUGAAAAAUGAUCUCAAAGCACUGAAGAUGAGAGCCAGCAUGGACCCGAAAAGAUUUUACAAGAAAAAUGAUAGAGAUGGCUUCCCCAAGUACUUCCAGAUUGGAACCAUUGUUGACAAUCCAGCUGAUUUCUACCAUUCACGAAUUCCCAAGAAGCAAAGGAAAAGAACUAUUGUGGAAGAACUGCUGGCUGAUUCUGAAUUCAGAAGAUACAACCGGAGGAAGUACUCAGAGAUCAUGGCUGAAAAAGCAGCAAAUGCAGCAGGAAAAAAGUUCCGAAAGAAGAAGAAAUUUCGCAAUUAAGAUUUACCAAGCAAACUGCAACAUUUUACAUUGCUCCUUUAUUUACUUACUAAAGACGUUUUGAAAACUAACACCAUCAUCUACAUUAACUUGCCAUAGACUGGCCCUGUUCGUACAGGAAUUUGUAUUUGGAAAAAGUUGAUUUGAGAAUCAAUUACAUGCCCUUAGAAAAUAGGGGUGUCUACAAGGCCCACCCUGGCGUAGACUCUUUAAGGGAAAAAAGGAAAAAGAAUCUCAACCAUUUUAAGAUAACUGAUGGUUUGUAAAGUUUUCAAUGCUUAGUUAUUUAAAGAAAAUUUAAUUAAAAGAUAGGAAGUAUAAAGUUUGCUAACAUGUUCAAAGAACUUUAAAAAAUGAUCAAAGAUAUAUAAACAUUAUUGUAAUUAA